Messenger RNA from Penicillium hordei, 1641 nucleotides. RefSeq lists its product as uncharacterized. The record is from RefSeq and is a predicted model, not a curated record. The transcript is spliced from 2 exons. NCBI's taxonomy places the organism in Eukaryota, Fungi, Ascomycota, Eurotiomycetes, Eurotiales, Aspergillaceae. Gene Ontology annotation, biological process: DNA-templated transcription; regulation of transcription by RNA polymerase II. Gene Ontology annotation, cellular component: chromatin. Bases 1 to 1641 code for a protein of 546 amino acids. Gene Ontology annotation, molecular function: zinc ion binding; RNA polymerase II cis-regulatory region sequence-specific DNA binding; DNA-binding transcription factor activity, RNA polymerase II-specific.
AUGGGAACACCGAAACUAGUCAACCCUACUGCUCGCGCGCAAAGUGAAGAACCUGAUGAGUCGAACGUACUCGUUCGAGACAUAGAAGUUACAGUACCUAUCGAGCCCCGUCCGCCCAUCUGUGACGGCGAGAUCCCACUUGCUCACACAGAGUCAUUUUCCUUCUCCGACCUGGUCGGCGCCGAAUUUAAUGGAUCAGUACUAAGUGAGGAUCUUGGAUUUGACUUCUGCAAUAAUGAUUUCGAUAAUCUAAUGGGCAUAUCCGAAAAUGACGUGUUGAUGUUGUGCGACUCUGACGAUGACGAUGGUGAUACCUCGCCUAGACGAACAAUGGACUUUGCCUCCUACCUUGAAGAUACUGGAAGUCGAACACAACCAAGUUAUCUCGCUUUAGUCGGCGGCACCGACACCUUCACUCGGUACCAACCCAUCACGCAAGGUGCGCAGGGUCCAUUACAGGCUUGCUGGCCCACCGAACUGGCUGCUCAGCGGUAUGUUCGAGCAUUUUUCGGUUCCUUUCAGAGACAUAUACCACUGCUCCACCUCCCAACAUACCUUGCGCAUCAACGCUCGAAGCCGCUGCAGUUUGCAAUUUAUGCGGUCGGUGCCCUUUAUGUGUUUAAUGGGGCCGAAGCCCGUCAAUUAUACCGUGCCGGGCACGAAGCUUUCUUGGCCCAAAAGUCAUUGCUAGCACCUCUCGAACGACUACAGACGUUACUUUUACUUACAAUGUUCGGAAGCUGGUCCGACGACGAUGAUCUACGGGCGGAGGCUAUACCGCUCCAAAGCCAGCUAGCAGAAGAGGAAGACUGGAAAUACCUUUUCAGUUCUGCCCCACGACCUCAAACGUUUAAGGUCGCCCUUCACAAUCUAACGUCAUUAUGCGGUCCCGUGUUGCAAAUCGACAGUGGCUUGGGCAAUCUCGUAUUGAUGAUUGCGCUGUAUACGCAUGUGAGAUCUUGCAAAUCGGUCUCUUCCUCGCUCCCGACUCCUCUUGGCCGGGAGAUAACCGAGACAAGCACCGUAUCACUGAGGCGGUGGCUGAAUUCGUUGGCCGGUUCGGGGAUUGGACGCCAACAUGAACAGAUUGGUGCCGAUUGUUCCCUCACUGCGUCGGCGUUGAUUCUAUGGAAAGUUGCUACCAUUCAGCUCUAUGCAGAUUUCGAUUCAGUUGUGGAAGUUCAAGACGCCAUUCUGGCUCUUUCUACAGGACAACAACAAACCAUCUCCGCCCUCCAGCCAAUUCGGAUGCCUACUCACACAGCCGAGGCCAUGGGCCACGCGGUCUCAUUCGUCCAUGGACCGGUUCUCCGUGGUAUCCAAUUCCUCAAAGCGACUGCAUGUGCCGAUAUCAGCAUAUAUGCUGGUCUGAUGGGGUUUCACUGUGUUGUUCUUCUAGUUAGAUGGUUAUCUAGCCUAGAGUCUGCGAGCAAGGCGACUGGCAGCCAGUGCACUCACCCAGACGAGCUGCUGUUGCUCCAGAAUAUUCGUGAAUUUAUCGGUGAAUCUGACCAACCCUCAAUAGAGGGCGUCCCACUGAGUGUGGCUUGUGCCAGAAUUUGGGUGGAAAUCUUGGAAUCCGACCGCCAAAUCUGGGGGGUUAGGAAGCUGCUUCGUACUUAUCUUGACAAGCUCAUAUAG